AUAUUCGAAACUGUGGAAAAUGAACCUGUUAAUAUUGAAGAAUUGGCUUUCAAGUUUGCAGUCACCAACAUUAAUAGAAACAGAACACUGAUGCCUAAUACCACAUUAACCUAUGACAUCCAGAGAAUUAACCUUUUUGAUAGUUUUGAAGCCUCAAGAAGAGCGUGCGACCAGCUCGCUCUUGGUGUAGCUGCUCUGUUUGGACCAUCCCACAGCUCCUCUGUCAGCGCAGUGCAGUCCAUUUGCAAUGCACUUGAAGUCCCACAUAUUCAGACCCGAUGGAAGCACCCUACAGUGGAUAACAAAGAUGCAUUUUAUAUCAACCUCUAUCCAGACUAUGCAGCCAUCAGCAGAGCAGUUUUGGAUCUUGUACUAUACUACAAUUGGAAAAUAGUAACAGUAGUGUAUGAAGACAGCACAGGUCUAAUUCGCCUGCAAGAGCUCAUCAAAGCCCCUUCUAGAUACAACAUUAAAAUCAAAAUCCGCCAACUUCCUUCUGGGAAUAAAGAUGCUAGGCCUUUACUCAAGGAGAUGAAGAAGGGCAAGGAGUUCUACGUGAUAUUUGAUUGCUCACAUGAAACGGCAGCAGAAAUCCUCAAGCAGAUCCUCUCCAUGGGAAUGAUGACUGAAUACUACCACUACUUUUUUACCACACUGGAUCUAUUUGCAUUAGACCUGGAACCCUACAGGUACAGCGGAGUAAAUAUGACAGGGUUUCGCCUGCUCAACAUUGACAACCCCCAAGUUUCAUCAGUCAUUGAGAAAUGGUCAAUGGAGCGUCUGCAGGCACCACCGAAACCAGAGACUGGCCUCCUCGAUGGGAUGAUGACAACUGAAGCAGCUCUGAUGUAUGAUGCUGUUUACAUGGUAGCAGUGGCCUCCCAGCGUGCCUCCCAAAUGACUGUCAGCUCCCUGCAGUGCCACAGACACAAGCCGUGGCGUUUUGGACCCAGAUUUAUGAAUCUGAUAAAAGAG
Antrostomus carolinensis (chuck-will's-widow) is the source of this 975-nucleotide messenger RNA. RefSeq names its product glutamate receptor ionotropic, kainate 1. The transcript has 6 exons. The record is from RefSeq and is a predicted model, not a curated record. NCBI's taxonomy places the organism in Eukaryota, Metazoa, Chordata, Aves, Caprimulgiformes, Caprimulgidae. The annotation marks the transcript as partial.